Euleptes europaea (tarantolino) is the source of this 410-nucleotide messenger RNA. RefSeq names its product cAMP responsive element binding protein like 2 (gene CREBL2). Lineage: Eukaryota; Metazoa; Chordata; Lepidosauria; Squamata; Sphaerodactylidae. The transcript has 4 exons. Gene Ontology annotation, cellular component: nucleus. Gene Ontology annotation, molecular function: DNA-binding transcription factor activity. The record is from RefSeq and is a predicted model, not a curated record. Bases 9 to 410 code for a protein of 133 amino acids. Gene Ontology annotation, biological process: regulation of DNA-templated transcription.
CUGCACUUAUGGACGACAGCAAAGUGGCUGGAGGCAAAGUGAAGAAGCCGGGGAAGCGAGGCCGUAAACCAGCCAAAAUAGAUUUGAAAGCCAAGCUUGAGAGGAGUCGGCAGAGCGCGCGAGAAUGCAGGGCGAGGAAGAAGCUGAGGUACCAGUACCUGGAAGAGCUGGUGUCAAGUAGAGAGAGGGCAAUCUGUGCGCUGCGAGAAGAGUUAGACAUGUACAAACAGUGGUGCACGGCAAUGGACCAAGGAAAAAUCCCCUCUGAGAUCAAAGCCCUCCUCAGCGGGGAAGAGCCAAGCAAACCCCAGCAGAACUCUAACAAGCUCACCAAGGCUGCCAAGGCAGACACCAACAACCACAGUCCAUUUACCAUGUUUGCCUGGAACGUGGUGAUUAUGAUGGACUGA